CUUCAACUUCUUGUUUCACAACUCAUACAAUCUUUUUCUCAUUUUGACAGACCAAGAAAAAAACAGAGUUGUAUUCUACAUUUAGGACAUGCAAAAUUGCACAUCAAUGAAGUGUUUCUUGUCUAAUAGUACCCCUAAUGAAACAGUUGAAUGGGUGUUUGUUUUGUCACUUUUGUGAUUAUUUUUGGUGUGUACUGACUUCUUGCAUGUAAGAUUCAUCAAUGAAUUCUUGCAUGUGGUUGUUGCAUAGUAAACCUCCACUCUCACUUGCCAAUUUGCUGAUGUAGUGUCAAAGUAGUUUUAAAUUUGCGAUUGUACCUCCUUAAAUCCAGCCUAUUGAAGCAACUUUAAGUUAUUUCUGAUCAUCUUUUGCUCUGGUGUCAAACUGAUGGAAGCAUUCAUGUUUAAUUAUGGAUAAUUAGUUUAUAUUAUUAUAAAUCCUAUCUUGCUUUUAAAGUAUAUUAUAGGAUAGGAAAGCAAGAUGUUCUCACACUAUUUCAAUAUUUUGUUUAAAGCUCAUAAAAUUUGGCAUUACAUUGAUAGGGAAUAAAUGGAAAGGAAGAUGUUCUCACCAGUUUUGUGCUUGCAUUACCGCUAUGAUUAAUCAGUACCUUUGAAGUUACUGACUUAGUUUCUUUUUUCCUUAGAUGAUGUCACUUUAAUGAUUAUUUCAUACUAAAUGAGAAUUUUUUUCUACUAAGCAAAGAGUUUCCAGCUUCCUUCACCGCUCAAUUGAGAGGGGUCGAAUCACCUUAAGAUGCUUCUGAAGAUCAGUGGCUGAGGGAUAAAUUCACAGAAUUCUUACUCUUUCCAUCAAACAUGAAGAACAACUUCAUUGGAUUGGUGCCAACAGAUGAUCAGUUUUUCCUCCUCUACUUCAUCAUCGGAACCUACUUUGGACCAGAUCUCCGGCGAGAAUACCCCAAAAAAUCUGUUUUGCAAAGAAAAGGUCUAGGGCUGCCUCCGUACACUUCCAAUCAACUAGCUGGUUCAUGCCUAAGAACCGUAGAAGUAGAAAGGGUUUACUAUCAUGCAUUGAGAAAGGCAGAUCCCUCUGUCGUCCUGGCUCAACCAUGGCUGCACCAGUUCUUUCAUGGAAGGCUUCCAACUCUUUACCGCGGAGAAGCUGCAGCUUAUCCUCGGUUUUGUGAUCUAUUUCCUCCCAACCUACAUCCUCAUUUAUGCUGUGAUGUGUAUAAUGUUGUUGCAAACAUUGUAUUCAUCAAUGACCCUGAUACCAGUUCUAUUGAACCAGACAGCAUUAAGAGGUUCAAGGAGCUCACUGGUCUAGAACAUCUUAUCAUGGACAAAGAUUGCACAAAGUCACAAACCGAUGUUCAUAAUGAAGCUCUAAAUAAUGCUGGGAAAAAGGAGAUGUCCAAGCCUGAUGAUGUCCUCCAAUAUGCAUCAUUAGCUGCUAGUACCCUACCAUUUGGUGAUGUACCACUAGACACUGAACAAUUUGACAAUACGUCGUUUACUAGUCUUUUGAAGGAUGCUUGUGAUGAACCAUUUAAUGGUAUGCCACCUGAUACCAACGGACAGUUUGACACUAGACCUUUUAGUAGUCUCUUGAAGGAUGCUUGUGGAGGGUCAUUUAGUAAUAUGCCACCUGAUCGCAAUGGACAAUUUGACACUACACUUUUUAGUGGUCUCUUGAAGAAUGAUGGUGUCGGCCUGUUUACCAAUGCAUCACCAGAUAGCUCUACAAAAUUUGGUAGUACUCCUUUUGGUAGUCUAUUUAAGGAUGCCAGUCCUCUGGCAGAAGGUUCUAUUGGUCCAUCAUCAAAGCACACCAACUCUGAGGAAUUAGAGCUUAGUAUUGUCUUCCUUCCUUCUUGCCCUUCUAAGGAGGAGAUAAGUAAAAUUGUUGCUGCUACUAAAAGUGGAUUUGCAGUGAGUGGGAGUGCAGCAAAGGGUAAGAUAGGACCCGUUCUCGGGCUCUUGGAUGUAGGAGAAAGCAAGGACUCUUACUUGUUCCGUGUAUCACUUCCUGGAGUACAGAGAGAUGAAAGAGAAUUUACUUGUGAAGUGGAGAGUGAUGGUAAAGUAUUGAUUAGGGGAAUGACAACAACUGGUGACAGGACGGUCAGCAAAUACUCUCAAGUAUUCGAGAUGCAAACUCAGAACCUAUGUCCAACAGGACAUUUCACCAUCUCUUUCAAGUUGCCAGGACCAGUUGACCCUCAAGAAUUUUCUGGUAAUUUUGGCACUGAUGGAAUUCUUGAGGGAAUUGUAUUGAAAGCAGAAGGACAAUCUAAAUGGAAUAGGGUACAUUAAUGUCUUGUUCAUUAGAUUAGACGGCUAGUACAUGUACAAAUUCUGACGCUUGUUUAUGUCCAUAGUUGUAACUACAUGGUGUGAGUGUGACCACA
Lycium ferocissimum is the source of this 2375-nucleotide messenger RNA. RefSeq names its product increased DNA methylation 2. Bases 820 to 2280 code for a protein of 486 amino acids. The transcript has 3 exons. The record is from RefSeq and is a predicted model, not a curated record. NCBI's taxonomy places the organism in Eukaryota, Viridiplantae, Streptophyta, Magnoliopsida, Solanales, Solanaceae. Gene Ontology annotation, cellular component: nucleus.